This is a messenger RNA of Leptidea sinapis, 502 nucleotides long. RefSeq names its product protein LLP homolog. Gene Ontology annotation, cellular component: nucleolus. The transcript has a single exon. Gene Ontology annotation, biological process: dendrite extension. The record is from RefSeq and is a predicted model, not a curated record. The coding region runs from base 83 to 496 and encodes 137 amino acids. Gene Ontology annotation, molecular function: RNA binding. Lineage: Eukaryota; Metazoa; Arthropoda; Insecta; Lepidoptera; Pieridae.
AUUCAAUUUCUUUUCCGUGUGCUCAUUUUGACAACACACAUGUGUUUAUUAAAAUACAAAGCAAACUAAAUAAUAUUUUAUCAUGGCUAAAUCAUUACGCAGUAGAUGGAAGCGAAAAUGCCGAGCAAUAAAGCGAGAACGAUAUGCAGUAAAAGAGUUGACUCGAUUAAAGAAAAUGCUUGGUUUAAAAGAAGACAAAGUGACUGAAAAUGAGGUUAUGGAAUCUGACCAAGUUAUAUUCUUGGACGCAAAUCAAAUCAAUAAAAAGAAAAAAGAAGCCGAGCCUGAAGAAGACGUAGAGAUGAGUUCUGAUGAAGAAAAUGUCGAAAUUACGGACACUAAAGGAGCGAGGGUAUUUAAUUCGAAAACAUUGAAAGACCAAAAUGGACAAUACCCAGUUUGGUUACACAAAAGGAAGAUUGCGAAGCUGUCAAAUAAUAAGAAAAAGUUGAAAAGAAAACCUAAACGCAAACGGUAUAUUAAUAAACGUAAAUAAAGUCAA